Chinchilla lanigera (long-tailed chinchilla) is the source of this 952-nucleotide messenger RNA. It is a transcript of the gene Isyna1, whose product is annotated as inositol-3-phosphate synthase 1. NCBI's taxonomy places the organism in Eukaryota, Metazoa, Chordata, Mammalia, Rodentia, Chinchillidae. The record is from RefSeq and is a predicted model, not a curated record. Gene Ontology annotation, biological process: inositol biosynthetic process; phospholipid biosynthetic process. Gene Ontology annotation, molecular function: inositol-3-phosphate synthase activity. Gene Ontology annotation, cellular component: cytoplasm.
GAGGCCAACUACUUCGGCUCGCUCACCCAGUCGGGCACCGUGAGCCUGGGCCUGGACGCCGAAGGCCAGGAGGUGUUCGUGCCCUUCAGCGCGCUGCUGCCCAUGGUGCCGCCCGACGACCUGGUGUUCGACGGCUGGGACAUCUCUUCGCUGAACCUGGCGGAGGCCAUGAGGCGGGCACAGGUCCUGGACUGCGGCCUGCAGGAGCAGCUGUGGCCGCACAUGGAGGCGCUGCGCCCGCGGCCCUCCGUGUACAUCCCCGAGUUUAUCGCCGCCAACCAGAGCGCACGUGCUGACAACCUCAUCCCGGGCACACGUGCGCAGCAGCUGGAGCAGAUCCGAAAGGACAUCCGCGACUUCCGGUCCCGUGCGGGGCUGGAUAAGGUCAUCGUGCUGUGGACAGCGAACACGGAGCGUUUCUGCGACGUGGUGCCGGGUCUCAACGACACGGCAGAGAACCUGCUGCGCACCAUCCAGCACGGAAGGGAGGUGUCGCCGUCCACGCUCUUCGCCGUGGCCAGCGUCCUGGAGGGCUGCGCCUUCCUCAACGGGUCCCCACAGAACACGCUGGUGCCCGGGGCGCUUGAACUGGCCGAGCAGCACCGCGUGUUCGUGGGCGGCGACGACUUCAAGUCGGGCCAGACUAAGGUGAAGUCGGUGCUCGUGGACUUCCUCAUCGGCUCCGGCCUCAAGACUAUGUCCAUCGUCAGCUACAACCACUUGGGCAACAAUGACGGGCAGAACCUGUCGGCUCCGCAGCAGUUCCGCUCCAAGGAGGUGUCCAAGAGCAGCGUGGUGGACGACAUGGUGCAGAGCAACCCGGUGCUCUACGCACCCGGAGAGGAGCCCGACCACUGCGUGGUCAUCAAGUACGUGCCCUACGUGGGCGACAGCAAGCGCGCGCUGGACGAGUACACUUCGGAGCUGAUGCUCGGCGGCACCAACACGCUGG